AUGUGGCAGGUGGUGACUCACCACUCACUAAAUGGGCCCCUCAAAUCAGUCACCAUAAUUGGCAACAAAGGGGCAACAUCGGCGUGGGUGGCUAAGGACGUCGAGAGCUCUCACGACUCCGCUCUGACCGGCCGGUUAAGGCAAGCUUCAGGUAGGGGUCCUGUCCCUCAUCGGUUUCCACUCCGACCUUGGCGAAGGAAGAUCGGAGGCGAGGAACAGGGGCCUCCCCUGGGAGCACUCAGGUCUGUGGGGUCGCUACUCCCCAACAGCUCGCCACAAGCUGCCCUGCGGGGACUGAUUGCACUGGGAAGUUUACUGGUUAGGUAUUCCAGAUGGAAUAAUCAGUUUGAUGACGACGGGUCACAAGUAAAACUUAAAGAUCAAUGGGGAAUCGCUCACAUAAAACAUCUUUGUAUUGAUAAUAUGGCAGUGCUUGUUAAGCCUGACUUAUUUCUUGGUUACGAAGAGGCGAUCAUCCGCAAAAAAGAUGUUUUCAAUUUAUAUAGAUUAACUUCAUUUAUAGUUACAUUCAGUCCAGAGGCUCUAACGUACAUUGAUAUCCAAAACUUUAUAGAGGCUGGUUUACGCAUUAUAAGGUUUAGAAUGAACCUCGUGAAACGGGAGGAGAAUUUAAAAGUUCUGGCGAUGUUGGAUGACGCUAUAAAAGGCUGGUGUGAGAAAUUGGAGAUCAGCAGUUGGCCUAUAGCCGUAUCAAUAGAUAUACCUAAUGCAGUAAUACGAACAGGAUUACUUGACGAAAGUAUACAGGAAGAGUCAGUUUCUCUUAAACACCUUGAUAUAAUAGAAUUGACAUCAGACAGUAAAUACUGGAACAAGUGCAACUCUAAUCGUAUUUUCAUGGACGAUCAUUACACUUUUCCCAACAUAAAAGUGGGAACUGAAAUUUCUAUAGGAUUUGGAGUCAUAAGACUUGUUUGCACUGAAAUUGUUUCGAAAAAAUCUAUUAAAUGUAAAGUUCUUCGCGAAGGAGAGUUGAAAGCCGGUGAAUUUUUAAAUUUACGUGGUGUGAGGCAUUUAAGACCACCUAUGGGGAAGAAUGAUAUGGACCUUUUGCAUUUUGCCAUGGAGAAUAAGUUCGAUGUCAUAAUAAUCAAUUGUAUCCGAUACCCGACGACUAUUCAAAGAAUCAAGAAUUACUUCGUCGACCACCACUGCAAAGUGCCUAUUAUUGUGGCGACUAUUUCCGAUCAACAGGGUUUGGACAAUAUUGACGACAUUAUCAGAGUAACCGAUGCGAUUGUUUUGGCCAGGGAAUUUCUCGCCCAUGAGAUUUUAAAUCCAAAUUUAAUGAUUGCUAUUCAACUGCAAGUCAGCGCUAAAUGCAGAAAGCUUGGCACACCAAUCUAUAUAUCUGGAAACAUACUGGAUAACACUCUACUCAAAGGAAAGCCUACUUACGACGAGAUAACUGAUAUAACGAACAUAGUAUUGCAAGGGGCCGGUUUGCUUUUAAGGUCCUACUCGGACCCUAACUACGUGAUGCAGGCUAUGAAGCUCCUGAACUCUGUCAGUAGAGCCGCCGAAACCGUGUCCAAAAGUGAUUUCUGGGAUUUAGUGUUGGCGAUGAAACCCCCAGUAAAUGCCGCCGAAGCGUGCGCUUUGGGAUGUGCUAUCAUGGCGAGACAAACCAAGUCCAAAGUAAUCAUUGUGCUGACUGUAACCGGUAAAUCAGCCAUUUUAUUGGCACAUCUAUGCCCAACGGUAGUGGUAAUUACAGUAAGCGCUGACUCUUCUACUGCAAGAAAAUUAUUAUUCUACCGUGGCAUCAUACCUUUAAUAUACACUGAGAAGCCACUUAAGAAUUGGUACCACGAGCAAUACGCGCGCAUAGACUUCGCUACUCAAUACGCGGUCAAACACGACAUGUUGAAAUACGGCCAAAAUUACGUCGCUCUCCGGAAGGCCUCGCCGAUCAGCUGCUUCGCUGAUAACGUCAGCAAUUGGAAGGUUAUAUUGGGAGAAAAUAAAAAAUAUGCAAACAUGGUUUGGCCGACGGAAUUUGAUACAAAACUGAGCGAGUAUGACGCAAUGGAGUUGCCUGGGCAGCAGCUGGCAUCAGCUCACGCCUUCACCCCACUAGACCAUGUCCUAAACCUGGAUAUCAAAGCUCCUCCGCCUUGUCAACGUCUUACAGGAAUCAUGGCGACUAUGGGAAAAUCAACGUAUGACGUUGAAAUAAUGGAACAGAUGAUUCAAGCUGGGAUGAAUAUAGCAGUGAUUAAUUUACAAUUUGGGCCUAGAGAUGAACAUAUAGAGACAAUAAAGAUGUUAAGACAAGCAGUUAAAAAUGUUAGCGCUAAAAUGGGGAGACUUUACCCAUUGGCGAUUGCGGUACGAUUAUCUGGAAGAAAAAUAAGAACCGGAAAGAUUGCUGAAAGUUACGGUCAAACUGUAGAACUAAAAACAGGAGAAGUGGUGAGACUAACUACAGAUGAAUCUUACAGAGAAAGGUGUUCGACAUAUACCAUCUAUGUCGACUUUAUGAAUUUCGCUGACCAAAUGAACAAGAACAACAUUGUCUUAAUAGACAAUGAAUCUAUAAUGCUUAAAGUUGAAAUUAUAUCUACAACAACACUAACAUGCAGAAUAGAAAGAGGUGGUAUCCUUGGAUCUUAUAAAGAUGUGUUUGUUCCCAAUGUCCACUUUGAUAUGCCCAAUUUCUCAGAAAGAGAUAAAGUCGAUAUUGAAAUGGCAGUACAUUACCAGAUUGAUAUUUUCAUAGCUUCGUUUGUGUCAUCAGCAAAACCGAUUGAGGAACUUAAAGGUCUUAUAGGCGAAAAGGGGAAGAAAAUGUCCAUAAUUGCUAAUGUCCAGACUGUAGCUGGUUAUGAAAAUUUUGACGAAAUUCUUGCUACUACAAAUGGUAUUAUGAUCACAAGACAAGAAUUAGCAUCAGAUAUAACGCCAGAAAAAUUAGUGAUUGCUCAAAAAAAUAUGAUAGCUCGUGCAAAUAAGGCAAAUGUACCAGUCACCAUCAGUGCUCACAUCCUAUGUAGUAUGCGAUACAAGCAAUUGCCUCUCAGAUCUGAACUACUCGAUAUAGCGAAUUGUAUUAUGGAUGGUACUGAUUGUAUUCUACUCUCCGCUGAAACUGCAGUGGGAAUGUUCCCGGUGGAAACAGUUGCUACUCUUGCAGGGACGUGCAGGGAAGCUGAAGCCUGUUUGUGGACGAAACAGAUAUUCCAUGACAUGAUCGACAAGACCCCAAUACCCUGUGAUCAAGCCACUGGAGCUUGCAUAGCUGCAGUUUUAGCGGCGCAGAGAUGUAUCGCAGCAGCCAUCAUGGUGAUCACCACUAGUGGGAAAUCUGCUCAGAUCGUGGCCAAAUACAGGCCCCGUUGCCCUAUCAUAGGGAUCACAAGAUACCCUCCUAUCGCAAGACAACUACAUAUGUGGAGAGGCAUAAUACCGGUGCUAUAUGAUGAUUCCCCAGAUUCAGAUUGGCAAGUUGACAUAGAGAGACGAGUAAACUUCGCUUCCAAAUGGUGCAUUGAACAGGGUUUCAUCAGAAUCGGCGAUCCCGUCGUUCUCAUUACUGGCUGGCGACAGGGCUCAGGGUUCACUAACACCAUGAGAAUAGUUUAUGCCUCUCAAGAGACUACGCUCAAUUAG
Molecule: messenger RNA, 3633 nt
Organism: Amyelois transitella
Lineage: Eukaryota; Metazoa; Arthropoda; Insecta; Lepidoptera; Pyralidae
Exons: 21
Coding region: 1-3633 (1210 amino acids)
Biological process (GO): glycolytic process
Cellular component (GO): cytoplasm
Molecular function (GO): magnesium ion binding; potassium ion binding; pyruvate kinase activity
Source: RefSeq, a predicted model, not a curated record